Molecule: messenger RNA, 848 nt
Organism: Medicago truncatula (barrel medic)
Lineage: Eukaryota; Viridiplantae; Streptophyta; Magnoliopsida; Fabales; Fabaceae
Product: ATP synthase subunit d, mitochondrial
Exons: 5
Coding region: 86-619 (177 amino acids)
Biological process (GO): proton motive force-driven ATP synthesis
Molecular function (GO): proton transmembrane transporter activity
Source: RefSeq, a predicted model, not a curated record
ACGAUAGUGUAAGGUGCGAAGGCGAAUUCAGAGCAUAAGCAGAAACAAGAAUCAUAAUCGCGUUUUGAGAAAAGCGAAAGCGAAAAUGAGCGGAACAGUGAAAAAAGUUACAGAUGUUGCAUUCAAGGCCGGGAAGAAGAUCGAUUGGGACGGGAUGGCUAAGCUUCUCGUCACCGAUGAAGCUCGUCGUGAAUUCUUCAAUCUUCGUCGCGCUUUCGACGAAGUUAACACUCAACUCGAAACAAAAUUCAGUCAGGAGCCUGAGCCCAUAGACUGGGAAUAUUAUAGAAAAGGAAUUGGCACUCGUUUGGUGGAUAUGUACAAGCAGCAUUAUGAGAGCAUUGAGAUCCCCAAGUUUGUUGACACAGUAACUCCUCAAUAUAAGCCUAAAUUUGAUGCACUGUUGGUUGAGCUUAAGGAAGCAGAGGAGAAAUCUCUGAAAGAAUCUGAGCGUUUGGAAAAGGAAAUUGUUAAUGUACAAUCGCUGAAGAAAAGGAUUUCUACCAUGACAGCAGAUGAGUACUUUGCCGAGCAUCCUGAGCUAAAGAAGAAAUUUGAUGAUGAGAUUAGGAACGAUAACUGGGGCUAUUCGCACUACAAAGAAGAGCAAAAUGCCUGAAGUUGAUGUUUUCCUUGCUGGUUUAAUAAAUAAUAACUACAUUAUUUUUUUUGUAACUUGGUUCUAAUCUUCAGUUUAAAUGGUUCUCCACAUUUCUGCAGUUGUCAAAAUUUUAUGGUGUUGCUGUUAACAUUUUGAAACUGUUGUCUUUUGGUUUCAGUUAAGACACCCAAUUUCAGGAAAAUGUUUGUGGCUGUGUUAAUAAAUUGUUGUGUUUGUCUGGUAAGUA